GCUAAGAUGCUUCUAACCCCAGAUCUAACCCAGUUCCUUCCAACUCCAGAAAGCCACUCGUAUUCUCAGAUUCUGAUGGCACUUACACCAGAGAGAAAUUCUCUGCCGGAUGUUAUGAACAGUAGACGCUCAGAGGAGCCGUUCUCGAACACAGAAACAGAGGAAAUGUUUAAAACAAAUGAAGUGACUGAAGAAGCAGAUGGCUUGGUAACCAUCCUGACACUGCUGGAUUCUCAGUCCAGCCCACUGCUGAGUGAAUCACGCCAGAGAAGUGUUUUGCAGUCAGAUGAUGUCCUUCUGAAUGGCCAUGCAGUUGUGACUGAUGUCUGUGGCUCUGGUAACUACACUGUACAGAUGAGCCUGCGCCCUGCCACAGAAGCAAGCUCUGAGGUCCAUGGACCAUUUCCUUCCCAAGAGACUUACCUGGUUUUAAUCACGCUGCAGAGUAACAGCAGCCACCCUGUGCUACAAAUACAGUCAUGCUGUGUGACCCCUAUGAGCAGGCCAGAGGGACCAGAUGCCACAUGCUGUCUGUUCCACAGGUUGCCAUCUGAAUGCAGACACAUCCAGUUACUGCAGAGCAGCCAGUCCAAAGAUGCUAGCUUCACUGUCCAGCUGUUCCAGAUGCUGAAUCACUCAGUGGCCUAUUUGCACUGUGAACUUAAUGUCUGUCUGCGUGGCAAAACAGGGUGUGAACAGGACUGCUUUGAAAGUGUGGAGAUGCUUCCCCCACCAACUAAUAGGAACAGCUAUGGAAACCUGCACAACCUGAUCUCAUUUGGUCCAAUUUUGAGAAUGAAAAACAGGUUUCUAUAUAAACCUGUGGAAGGUCCUGAUUCUGCUAUGCUGGUACCCAUUCUGCUGGGAUCCCUUACUGGUUUUGCUGUCCUGGGUGGUGUUUUCCUCAGCCUCUGGCUGCAUCACAGACAGAGCACUAAAAACCUUCAUUAUCCACCACUUGGAGAAAUCCAAGGCCUGUGAACUAUCAGGCAGAUGCAGCUGCCAUCUCCUGCAGGUUGCACGCCACUACUACACUGAUCAGAAAAGCAGUUGAUUUUGCUUUGCACACUGUGUUGCUUUUGUAGAGCUUCUGCUGACCUAUGGAUCAAGGGACCCAAUUUCUGCUUUCAGCCCAUCUCUCCCUUCUUUCCUUCUGCAGAAGACAGUCCAAACACUGCAGAGUAGAAAGAGGGCUGUAGUAGGGCUACAGCU
Messenger RNA from Rhea pennata, 1212 nucleotides. RefSeq names its product uromodulin-like 1. Gene Ontology annotation, cellular component: cell surface. The transcript has 5 exons. The record is from RefSeq and is a predicted model, not a curated record. Lineage: Eukaryota; Metazoa; Chordata; Aves; Rheiformes; Rheidae. The coding region runs from base 7 to 981 and encodes 324 amino acids.